AUGUUCACGUGCCGUGUCGCCCAGUUCCUGGCUCUUGCCAGCUCUGCCUGGGCAGGGGUCGUGACUUACAACUGGGAUAUCACAUGGGUGAACGCUGCUCCAGAUGGCUUCGCUAGGCCCGUUAUCGGUAUCAAUGGACAAUGGCCAUGUCCAAAGAUUGAGGCAACUGUUGGCGAUACCAUCGUUGUACACCUAAACAACAAGUUAGGCAAUGAGACAACCGGCGUACACUUCCACGGAAUUAACCAGAUCUCUACCAACGAGAUGGACGGCCCCAGCGGUGUUACGCAAUGCCCAGUUCCUCCCGGGUCUUCCAUCACAUAUAGCUUUUUGGCUGAUGCUCCGGGAACAUACUGGUAUCACUCCCAUAACAUGGGUCAGUAUCCGGAUGGUCUCCGGGGGCCGUUAAUUGUACAUGACCCUCUUGAUCCCUAUGCUGGGAAAUACGAUGAAGAAGUGAUCCUCACAGUCACGGACUGGUAUCAUAGUCAAACUAUUGACCUUGUCCGAGCAAUGUUCGUGACCAGCAAUACCAACUUUCUCCCGCCGUUUCCAGACACUCUGCUCGUAAAUGAGGGAGGCAGUCGAGACAUUAAGUUUAUCAAGGGCAAGACGUAUCGCUUGCGAAUUAUCAGCUUUGCUGCAUUUGCGUCGGCCUUCCUCCAUUUUGACUCGCAUAAUAUGCAAGUCAUCAUGAAUGAUGGCUCGUAUGUCAAACAGACCCAAGCAUAUCAGCUUCGUAUCGCUCCUGCCCAGCGGUAUGACGUCCUUAUCUCGGCUAUUGACCGAGAUCGCCGCAACUACCCGUAUCUCUUCUCGCUGGAUAUCAACCGCGACUUCAAGAAUGACCCGGCCCCGGUGUUCCCCCACAAUGCUACCGGGUAUCUGGUUAUGGACGGCAAGACCAAUAACACUGGCGUGGACGUUGUUGAUGUCUGGCGUCCCGCUGACGAUUCGCAUUUCGCGCCAUAUAAUGGUGCCGCUCAAUUUAGUCCCGUUGCUCAAACCAUCCAACUCGACUUCUCUUUCUGUUUAGAUGAUAAUGGUUUGCCGCGUUCAUGUUUCAAUGGCUCUCCAUACAUACCGCAGAAGGUACCUACCUUAUAUACGGCUGCAACCACUGGCGAUGACAAUGCCAACCCCAUUGUUUAUGGGGCUGUUCACCCUUUCAUUGCCAAACACAACGACGUAGUCGACAUUGUCAUCAAUAAUCUUGACGCGGCUAUCCAUCCAUUCCAUCUUCACGGGCACCAGUUUCAGGUGAUAGAUCGUCCUAGUAGCGGCGCGGGUAAGUGGUCAGGACGUGCCGGCGGCACUAAGAACCCGCCGAUGAGGGAUGUAGUCUCUGUGAAUGCCAAUUCAUAUGCUGUCUUGAGAUUCAAGGCGGAUAAUCCAGGCGUCUUCCUGUUUCACUGCCACAUUGAGUGGCACGUCGAGAUGGGAUUGACCGCCACCAUCAUUGAGGCCCCUGACCUUCUGAAAGGCCGCAAGUUUCCCCAGGACCAUAUAGACAAUUGCAAAAUCUUGGGCAUUCCAUAUCAGGGAAAUGCUGCUGGAAAUACGGACAAUUACACGGACACAACUGGUUUUAUUACUGAGCCGGAUCCGACGUACAACGGGUAA
Messenger RNA from Phaeoacremonium minimum UCRPA7, 1623 nucleotides. Its product is annotated as putative iron transport multicopper oxidase fet3 protein. The transcript has 3 exons. Gene Ontology annotation, molecular function: copper ion binding; ferroxidase activity. The record is from RefSeq and is a predicted model, not a curated record. Gene Ontology annotation, cellular component: high-affinity iron permease complex. NCBI's taxonomy places the organism in Eukaryota, Fungi, Ascomycota, Sordariomycetes, Togniniales, Togniniaceae. The coding region runs from base 1 to 1623 and encodes 540 amino acids. Gene Ontology annotation, biological process: reductive iron assimilation; cellular response to iron ion starvation.